AAUCAUUAACGUAACAAAAUGAUACCGUUGUAUAAUGGACAAGAAAAUCAUUAUAAAAAUAUGCUGGAUCUUCAGGAGAAAUUACGAAAGAGCGAGGAGGAAAGAAUUAGGUUGGAAGAGAGGUUUAAUCUUAUGGUUCAAGAGUCACGAAAUAGACACCAAGCGUGCAUUAAUAAAUUAAGGAUUUGUUACGUGGAUUUUCUCGAGGAGCAAAAAUUAAGGGAAGAUAGGAAUGAUAAAUUACGCGGAACAUUAGAUAAGAUUGAUACUAGCUUAGUAUUAAUGACUGCUAAAACAGAGAGGCUUAAUGUUUUGAGAAAACAGUAUGAAGCUUAUUUAUUACGUGUUUACGGGGGACAACGGGAAAAUCGAAGUGUAACGGCCGAUAGUGGUUUAGAAAGUCAAAAUGAUCAAGAAAUCUCUCCAAGUCCUGUUUUUUCAAAGACCCUGCAAACGGUUCCUAAAAAUCUGCUUCCGUAUAUUAAUCAAGAAGCUGACUUAAGUAAAUUUUCACCACAUUUAGAUUAUGAAAAUACCCAAAAGCUCAAUGCGAUGGAAAAAUCAACAGAGCAUCGACAAAAUUUAAAUACCAAAUUUACCGAGGCUACUACAUCGCCAAUACAGUUUGAAAACAUUGUAGCUGCUUCGACGAACUAUUAUUCAAAUUUUCCAAGUUACCUUGAUGACGCAUGGAAAUAUUCGAGUUUUUUGAAAGCAAAUGCACAAAUAAACAACAAUAAUUUGAAGCUUGACUCAAGAAAAUCACCCGAUGAUGUCUCGAUAGCCGAGCAAGAUUUGGGUAACUAUAUCGAAAAAAUCAAGCGACUUCAUACAGAUUUACAACGGAAUGGUGAUAAUGAGUUUGACAAUAGUUUUGAAACAGCAGAUUAUGAACAGAAUACAAGUGGUGAUCUAUUAAAUGUAACCCUAUCGGAAAAUCCACUGCCCCCAUUAGUGGAUGAAGAAUGGAAGAAAGUGAAAAGCAAAUUCCGUACUUUUCGUGAUUUCGUUCAAAGUAAUUCGAUCACUAGUGACUCGAAAAAUUUGACCAAUGCAUCGAGCAAUGCUCGUGAUUCAUGGGCCAUUGCUUUCGAGAGAUUAAGCCAACCAGAUGCAAAUACCGAUGUGCCCCGGACUCGCAUCGGCCAAGGGAAAACAGAAUGGCCAUCUAAAGAGACGAUUGUCUCGAAGAAAACCGAUUUAGACGAGGCGCGUCGUUUGAUUCAACAAAAUCGCGAGCUUCUUUCCAAAGAAGAAUCUAUGUUAACGGAAGUUCUAAAAAUGCAGAAAUCCAUUGAAAUCGAUAAUGCGCCUGAUCAUUUAUUUAAGGAUGAGAACGAUGGAUGUAUAGAGGAUGACUACGAUGACACGGUCGAUAUAGAUUCAUGGAUGCCGAAUGACGUGGAGCAGCAAGUCCAGGAAAUAAAACUGCAGGAUAAUAUUCAAGAUAGGCUCAGAAGGAAAUUAGAGUCCAUAGAAGAGGUUGAUCAGCCCGAAGACGAGGAAAUUAAGGAGAACGACGUGCUGAUUAAUACAGAGGAAGUACCCGGCUUUAAGAAUGAAGUUAAUGAAGGAAACGUCGACGUUAGUUCGGUAAAUUUAUUGAAAAAUGGCAAUGGGAAUGCAAACAAUGAAGAGUAUAUGAGUAAUCAGGAAUAUUACGCAGAGGAUGGCAAUGGUCGUCAACAGCAAUAUCCGGAUAAUCGACAGUACGUUGAAAAUUAUAAACAAGAACAAAGUGAAGAUGAACAGCAAUACAAGUAUGCCAAUGAUUCUAAUCAACAAUAUUUGUACGAUGUAAAUGGCGAUUAUGAAAAUCAACAAUACGCCGACGGACAAUACUUAAAUUAUAUUAAUCAACAGUAUCAACAAUACGAUCCAAAACAGUAUGAGUUAAGUCAACAAUAUGGUUUAACACAAAAUUACGAUCUCAAUCAGCAGUAUAAUUCAAAUGGACUAUACAAUCAAAACGAUUCCAAUCAAGCUUACCGACAAUUCGCCGGUAAAUAUGAAAAGUACAAUGAUAAUGAACAACAGCCUGAUCAAGGGUCAAACAACGAGGAAAACAAUAUAAAUAAUUACGAUUCAAAAUCAGGAUAUGAUUAUUCGCAGCAGGCACAGACUUGUGUCGAAGGAAAUGCAUCUCAAUCGAUUGAGAUAUUAGGAAAUGAUAAUACGUUGCCGGAGUCGAACGAGGAACAGCAGCCCAUUGUCAAUUAUUACGAAGUAAUUAGCCCAAAUGAUCAAGUAAAUAAUUAUGCUUCAGAGCAUGAAGAAGAGAGUAAUACAGGAGUCAAACGAACGACGAGCAGCUCAUUAGAUAAACCAAAGAAGAAAGAUAUUAUAAAAUUAAUCCUCGACUCGGAUUCCGAGAGUUUCAUCGAGAGAAAUCUUUCCAAUACUGAGAGUGACUUUGAUUUCAAUUAGUAUUCUAGUUCUUGAUAUUUUUAUUAAUGCAUUAUUAUUUAAUUCAAACUUCAGUAUCAAUUGCACAAAGCUAUUUAAACAAUAAAGCGUGAUGCAACGCUUUUUAUUAUUUUGUAUAAUAAAACUGUAAUGAUAAUGUAACUCUGCGAACGAGCAAUAACAAUACCGUUUAUGUACAUAUAUAAUAAGGCUCAUUAAA
Messenger RNA from Ceratosolen solmsi marchali, 2626 nucleotides. RefSeq names its product GATA zinc finger domain-containing protein 14. The record is from RefSeq and is a predicted model, not a curated record. The coding region runs from base 19 to 2427 and encodes 802 amino acids. The transcript is spliced from 4 exons. NCBI's taxonomy places the organism in Eukaryota, Metazoa, Arthropoda, Insecta, Hymenoptera, Agaonidae.